CAUCGCCUCUUACUCCUCAACCCAUUCUCUCUCCAACCCCCCAAAGCUUCUUCCAAGUCAUCCAUGGCGAAAGCAGCCGCCUUCUUCCUCCUCAUUGCCCUCAUCUUCUCCAUCUCCUUAACGCAAUCUGCCAGAACUCUCCCUGUAGAAAAGCCCAGCUCGGUUCAGGGUUUUGAUGAAGAGAACAUGGAUUUGAGCUGUGACGGAGUUGAGGAGGAAGAAUGUUUGAUGAGGAGAACUCUUAUGGCUCACACUGAUUACAUCUACACGCAGGGGAAGGUUCAUAACUGAGGUUGGGGUUAGAUUAGGGUUUUUUUUUUCUUUGUGGUUCUUUCAUAGGGUUGGAAUUUCUGCGCUUCAUGAAAUCAUCUAUGUUAUUAAUGAAUAAUGAUGAUAUUGGUUUUAGGGAUUUCAUCAUUUAUGUCGAUUUGCGUCUUGGCUGCU
Messenger RNA from Dendrobium catenatum, 444 nucleotides. Its product is annotated as phytosulfokines-like. Gene Ontology annotation, molecular function: growth factor activity. Bases 64 to 291 code for a protein of 75 amino acids. Gene Ontology annotation, biological process: cell population proliferation. Gene Ontology annotation, cellular component: extracellular region. The transcript is spliced from 2 exons. The record is from RefSeq and is a predicted model, not a curated record. Lineage: Eukaryota; Viridiplantae; Streptophyta; Magnoliopsida; Asparagales; Orchidaceae.